AUGUUUUCAUUUCUAAAAAAGACAAAAAUUAAAAAAGCUGAACCCAUUAUCGUCAAUGAAAAUAAAGAAAACACCGGCGUCUACGAUUAUCCAACAUCCGCUGUAUCAACGCUAGCACAUGAC
Adineta ricciae is the source of this 123-nucleotide messenger RNA. Lineage: Eukaryota; Metazoa; Rotifera; Eurotatoria; Adinetida; Adinetidae. The record is from the annotation of a GenBank genome assembly.